Suillus subaureus is the source of this 1547-nucleotide messenger RNA. Its product is annotated as RNA polymerase II transcription factor SIII subunit A-domain-containing protein. The transcript has 5 exons. Gene Ontology annotation, cellular component: nucleus; elongin complex. Gene Ontology annotation, biological process: transcription elongation by RNA polymerase II. The record is from RefSeq and is a predicted model, not a curated record. NCBI's taxonomy places the organism in Eukaryota, Fungi, Basidiomycota, Agaricomycetes, Boletales, Suillaceae. Bases 282 to 1151 code for a protein of 289 amino acids.
UGUUCAAGGCUGAACUUAACCAACUCACUCGCUUAAGUACAUACUGCCUAUAUUCCCUUAGUUAUCUGUCCAGAAGGCUACCUUUCGAGCUAUAUUUCUUCUCUGAUGUCCGACUCUGAGUGCCAGUCUCGCCGUUUGCCCACGUUGGUUACCUAUUGUCAGCGUGGUGAGUUGUCUAUCAACUGCGUGUGGCUGUAUGCUGAAAUGAUCGUCUUGUGCAGUCCUCUCUACAUACACAGAUUGUGCGUGCCGAAGAUGUCAAACAUUAUCGUCCAAGACUGAUGCAAGUUAUUCGUCCAGCUAUAAGCAGUUUGGGAGACGAUGCUAUACGGUAUGACGUGAUUAAGCCGGUGCUAGAAUGUUGCUCUGCAGAUACCCUUCUUCGUCUGGAACAAUCAUCACCCUAUCUUGAGAAUGAUACCUCUGAAAUAUGGCAACGAUUAUGUUGGAAAACGUUCCCCCUCUUAGCUGAACAAUAUUUGCAAGAAGGCUCUGAGGCUCCCGAAUCGUGGCGCGAGCAAUUUUUUUUAUUACGAGAGGCAGAGGCCGAACGGCUUGAACUGGCAGGCUCUCGGCUCCGCAGUCAACGCCUGGAAGCGGAAGAACGGAAGAAGGAACGUGAGGUUAAGAUCACCGAUCGCCUACCUCCCCCGAAACGUGCUCGAGGGUGGGGAGCAUCGAGUCAACCCAAGACACUCUUUCAGAAGACUAAGAAUGAGGCCACCAGACUCCGUAGUUCCAUGUACACCGCUCGUCUCAUUCCUCCUAAGCGACAGCGUACACUGCAUAGUUCACCUAGUCUAACACCUGCAGUACCCCGACCUUCCGAGCCAACCAAGAGCAUGGUCACCGUCAAGACAGUCACCUACAAGCGACCGUCUACCUUAUCCGCACCACCUCAGUCAUCUGGCCGACCUCCUAUGCCAUCGGUCUCAGCCCCCGCGCCUCCUCCGAAAUUGGCUGCCUCUCCUCCUGCUCGCUCAUUGAAACCUUUACCAACAGUAAAGCCACCAUCCACAGGGGAACAGCGGCCGUCUAAGCCCCCAAUAAACAAGAAGGACCCCAUGGCUUCUCUGUUCAUGCCGAAGCAUCGCACCUCUUCCCAACGUCCAGGCCAGCCCAGUAAUGCACGUGUCAUGCCGACCCGAUAACUUCUGAUUGAGCUAUUCACUCCUCUGCAUAUGUUGUACUCAAUGAUUCUAUUUAGCACUUGCAUCGUGUUUGUUAGAUCACCUACUUACUAUACUUGAUUGUACGAUUGUCUCAGUAGUGUAUGUCUAGUGCAAUUACUAUCCACUCUAUUCCCGUCGACGAUAAUACUGUUGACAUCACCAUCUGCUAGACGCACAUCCCUUCAAUCUUGCUCCCUACGUAGAAAUGCUCUCCUCGAGUUCACACUAGGCAACAGAAUCUAUUUAUCUAUCUAUCUAUGAGACAGGGAAUAUAUUGUAGUUCUACUUGGUGUUUACGGAAGAAAAAGAAACAAGGUAACUGUCAACUAAUAUUCCAGGUGUUGUGCAAUCCAACUGUAUCGUCCGUGCUGUUGA